CGGACACCUCACUCCAACCAGCACACUAAAAAGUGACAUAAAGGGUAAAAAAGAGGAAGUCUUGCAUAGACCACAUUUUUUUUUUCUUAUUACAAAUAUGCAAUCUCAACAAAAGGCUGGCUUCUCGGAACGCAUGAUAACCCUACUUCGUCACCGAACAGAGAAGAAACCCCUACCAAAGGACUAUAUGCGUUGUCCGUUUAACGCCGAGCACAAAGUCCCCAUUGCAUCCAUCGUCACGCACAUUGAAAAGGCUCACAACGGAGAUGCCCUUGGACUUGUUGAAGAUGCCAUGUACUCUCGUGGGACAAAAAUGCGUCUGGACGCGUUUUUUGAGCAUCAAGAACUUAGCUAUCGAUCUUGUGCAAGGGAUUCCUCUUCUACGACUGACUCAUCCUUUUCGUCAAACUCAUCUUCCUAUUCCGUUUCUUCACAAAGUAAGGUCAAAAGUCUAGACCAAAAGGGCCUCGGCCAUAAUGCUAACGAUAAAGAUAAUUCUAGGUCACGCCACUUUCAUCAGAUUAGGACCAUCAGCGAUGAAACAGUGCAACCGCCUAAUUUCCACAGCGUCUGCACGCCGGCACAUGUGUAUCCUCAUCACAGCCCUGAAUAUUCGCAUGACUACCCUGAACAGGGUUCCCGCAGAAACAAAGCGUCUAUUUUCCCCACUCCUCCAUGCCCUGCCGAAAUGAAGCGACCUCGAUCGACAAAUGGAUUGUGCCAUACAAUCACUCCUUUCCAAUCUCCAACCGAUAUGACUUCCCCACACCAUGCGAUCUUACCCGAUUCCCCCUCUGUUCACCGUUACCCUGAAAAGAAGGAUCGAUAUAUUCCCCUUCGACAGCAGUACCUGUAUGGGGUACCUGACCUACAGUCUAAACACAAACUCCAUGUUCAACCUCAAACACCGGCUUUAUCAUCGGGAAGGCCAAUGGGAUUGUCUGCCAAGUCCUGCGAGGCCGUGACCACCCCAACUGUGCAGCUCGAAACAUCACCAGGUGCAACAGGUUCACCAUCCUCAACCUUGAAAAUGGGGAUGAAUGAACGCGUGCCGGAUGGCGUGGGUACACCUUCCGAGGUAGGGACAACGGGCCUCCUAUCCCUGUCUUCACAGUCACGGCAACAAGAAGACAUGUGGCGCGCGCGCGCUAUUAUCUUAGAGCAUCGUGCCAUCCAAUCCCAGUUAAACCACAUGGUAAACAACGACAAACAAGAGAAUGUUGCUACCACAGCUGCUCAGGGGGUAGAAGUUGGGGGACCUGGUGGCGACGAAAUGUGGGAUUUAUGGCGUCUUCUUUAUCCUCAUGUGGUGACCAAUUCUCCAUCUGUUGCAUUUUCCAAUGUCCAUGGAGAACCGAGCCCAGACUCACGGGAGAGUACCUAUGGAAUCAACAAGAUACCUAUCACAGAUUUUAUAUAUUAUUCACCUCGAGUGGUACUAAUAAUGGAAAGCGAAAACAUAAAGACUGCGUUUCUGAAAAGCUUAAAAACUGACCCUGUGUUGAUGGCUAAAUAUAAGGUUUUUAAUGAAACCCCAGUUUAGGGGGUGAUAGUAAUUCAAAAAGUGUCACGAAGAAUAGUUCGUUAAAGUCAGGAUGCUA
Molecule: messenger RNA, 1601 nt
Organism: Phytomonas sp. Hart1
Lineage: Eukaryota; Euglenozoa; Kinetoplastea; Trypanosomatida; Trypanosomatidae
Source: the annotation of a GenBank genome assembly